Messenger RNA from Uranotaenia lowii, 3947 nucleotides. RefSeq names its product ER degradation-enhancing alpha-mannosidase-like protein 3 (gene Edem2). The record is from RefSeq and is a predicted model, not a curated record. The transcript has 12 exons. Gene Ontology annotation, cellular component: membrane; endoplasmic reticulum. Gene Ontology annotation, biological process: endoplasmic reticulum mannose trimming; mannose trimming involved in glycoprotein ERAD pathway; carbohydrate metabolic process. NCBI's taxonomy places the organism in Eukaryota, Metazoa, Arthropoda, Insecta, Diptera, Culicidae. The coding region runs from base 596 to 3007 and encodes 803 amino acids. Gene Ontology annotation, molecular function: mannosyl-oligosaccharide 1,2-alpha-mannosidase activity; calcium ion binding.
UGGCACCAAGAAAAAUGAGUGCAAAUUUGCGUGUGUAGUAUUUUUCCUGGUCGAGCUCGCACGAUUGAACAUUUCGAUUUUCCAAUCUGAUCCAGUUUUGGUAGCCUUUCCAGUCGAUUCCCGGAUGACCGCGAUGGAUUCCACCCUGUUUGAGAGUAGAUCCUGAUGGCGAGUGGUUCUCUGUCCGCGGUUUUCGGUCGCUUCAAGUUUUGUGGUAAAAUCAGAGCACAGAGUGAAUUGAAAUAAAUUUCCCUCUGCUGCUGCUUCAAGUGGGUGGUGGAAGUGCAGGAGGAUUCCCGCAAGCAAGUUUGGGAAGGGACUGGUGGCUGGUGGGCUAUUGUGUGUCUGUGUGCGGGGAGUGUUGUCCCUCAAAUGAAGUCGUGGAACUGCUGCUGGUGCCGUUGAGAAAUUCAAUAGCUGUUUUAUUUUCACUUUAUUGUUUGCUGGUGGGUUUUGUUGGGUUGCAGAGGGGGUUUGUGAAAGUGGGGGAAACGGUGGGUUAGAUCUGUGCUGUUUCCGAGAACAGACGGAACCGAAGCUGGAAGCGAAAGGGGUCUGUUAGCUGCUUCAAAAUUGAUCCUAGCAGAUCGUUGCGAUGCGGACAUUUAAAGGAUUCCGGUGGUGUCACUACUGGAUCGAUUAUGUGGCCUUGGGACUGGUUCUGGGUUGUUUGAUGGCCAUAGCAGCCGAACAGGUUCCCGCGGUGCCCACACACAAUAUGUCCAACAAAGAACGGAAUGAGCUUAAGGAGGAAGCCAGAGAAAUGUUCUAUCAUGCCUAUGAAGCCUACAUGGACAAAGCCUAUCCGGCAGAUGAGCUGAUGCCGCUGAGCUGCACCGGAAGAUAUCGAGGAAUCACUCCGUCGCGUGGAGAUUUGGACGAUGUUCUGGGAAAUUUCUCAAUGACCCUGGUGGACACACUGGACACGCUCGUCAUCUUGGGUGAUCUGGAAGAGUUCGAGCGUGCGGUGAAGCUGGUGAUCAAAGAUGUCAAAUUUGACAGUGAUAUCGUUGUAUCGGUGUUCGAAACGAACAUCCGAAUGGUUGGUGGUCUACUGUCCGCUCACAUUCUGGCGGAAUAUGUUCAAAAGCAAGCAGACGUUAUGACAUGGUACCGUGGCGAGCUGCUAGAGAUGGCCAAAGAUUUGGGCUAUCGAUUACUGCCGGCGUUCAACACGUCAACAGGCAUUCCACACGCCAGGGUUAAUCUCAAACAUGGGAUGAAGGUUGAUUCCUUGCGGCAUUCGAGGGAAACUUGCACAGCCUGCGCGGGGACAAUCCUGUUGGAGUUCGCUGCUCUAUCACGGCUAAGUGGAGAACCAAUUUUCGAGGCAAAGGCUCAUGCCGCCAUGGAUGCUUUGUGGAAAAUGCGGCACCGAAGUUCCGAUUUGAUGGGAACGAUUCUCAAUGUGCAUUCCGGGGAUUGGGUACGCCGGGAGUCUGGGGUAGGGGCUGGAAUCGAUUCCUACUACGAAUACUGCCUUAAAUCGUACAUUCUGUUGGGUGACGAGCGCUAUCUGGCUCGAUUCAACCGUCACUACAAUGCCAUUAUGAAGUACAUUAGCCAGGGACCGAUGCUGCUGGACGUCCAAAUGCAUCGACCCCACACGAAGACUAGAAAUUUUAUGGAUGCUUUGCUAGCGUUCUGGCCGGGACUGCAGGUGCUUUCGGGUGAUCUGAAGCCAGCCGUUCAGACGCACGAAAUGCUGUACCAGGUGAUGCAGAUGCACACCUUCAUUCCGGAAGCAUUUACCUACGACUUUCAGGUUCACUGGGGACAACAUCAUUUGCGACCAGAGUUCAUUGAAUCAACAUAUUUCCUUUACCGAGCAACAGGAGAUCACUACUAUCUGCAGGCUGGCAAAAAAGCUUUGAAAGCUCUUCAGAAACAUGCCAAAGUUCCCUGCGGUUAUGCAGCAGUUAACGAUGUACGAACGGGUAAACACGAGGACCGAAUGGACUCCUACGUGUUGUCGGAAACAUUCAAGUACUUGUAUCUGCUGUUUUCGGACCCAUCGGAUCUGUUGCUGAACAUCGAGAAUUUCAUCUUUACCACCGAAGCUCAUCUGCUACCGCUUACUUUGGGACUUUUGGGGAACCAUACUUCAAACGUCCGGGAUCAGGAGGAUGGCCAGACGCUGGACUUCAUGCGUUCCUGUCCGAGUCCGAACAAGUUAUUUCCUGAAACGGUCCGACGUCCCCUUAGAGAUUUGGUUACGGGAGUUUGUCCGCGCAUAUCGAGUGCCAAAAGACUUAGAGCGGCUGACUUUCAGGCAAGCAAUGCAGAUCAUCUACGGACAGUUUAUGACAUGGGUAUUACGAUGGUUUCUCUAGGCGAGGGGAAGGUCCAGCUGCUGCACAGUUUCUACAAUGCAAAAUCACCGGAAGAUGCUGAGCGAGGAUUAAUGUUCAUGCAGGAAAUGGUAGAACUGUCUAAAUCGAAUGCCAUUCCGAAGACCCAGCUGCAGGGAGUAACGUUUCGAAAGCCAGGCGGCACCGGAGAGUUGCAACUUCUGAAAGCUGGCCCGAGUCACUUCGGGCCGGAACUGACGGGGGAUAUGAAAGUUACCGGACGAGCUUUCUACGCCAAUCCUACCAAGUUGUGUACAACUCUUAAAAACGGGGAAAUGCUGAAAGGUCAUAUCGCUAUUAUUGAACGUGGUGAUUGUACUUUCGUAGAUAAAGCACGGAGAGUACAAUCCGCAGGAGCAAUCGCGGCCAUAGUGUACGACAACACCCCCAACACUUCGAUCGACAAUCAGCAAAUGUUUGCCAUGUCCGGCGACGGGCGGGACGAUGUGAAGAUACCGGUGGUGUUCCUAUUUACCCGUGAAGCCGAAAUUCUGAAGACGGCUAUCAGCAUCCAGUCGGAUAUUGAGGUCACUUUAAGGCCAGUACCGGAAGACGAGGGAGAGUUGUCCAAAGAAACUCCAUCCGAUAAUAGCAAGACUGAUUCUACAGGAUCGACUAAAGACCAGGGCUCGACGGGGAGCAGCAGCAAACCUUAAUAGUAAGAGAUUGGUUUUCCUAGUCCAGAGGGCAGGGUGAUCAGAUUAGCUGAACCCUAACGUAAUGUGGACUGUGUAUAACUUGAGAAAAAAGCGUAGAAAAUUUGGAGUGAUGGACGAUACGAAUGUUAGACAGUGUGUAUAGAAGCUUUUGACUGACACUUAUAAAAAUGUCUAAACAAUCAAGAGACAUGUUUGCGCGACAGAGAGUAAGAAGUUGUAAGAAAAGUGAAGUAGCUAAAGUGUAUAAUAUUUUUUUAUUCAGAGUCAGAGUAAAUCUAGAGCAAAAGGCGUUUUGUUAUCUAGUUAAUACAUCUCUUUAAAAACAACAGAGUAGCUAAACGGGCGUAGGAAAUUAUGUGACAUAUCAGAGUGUUGAACUAGAGAAUGAGUUGUGUUUGAAAUGCGCAAUGAUACGGUCGUCGUCCACUGUAAAAAGUUGCAUCUAUCGUAAGUCGUGAAUGUACAUACCGGCACUAAAUCCUAACGCGUAAGUAGCAUUAUCUAGUACAGUAAGACUAAAUCGCUCGCCGAUUCCUUGUUUGCUAUCGAAGAACUGAGGAACCGCAACAAUGGCGAGAUAAUUCCACAACUAACUAGAAGUCACAAUUUUUCAGCGAUCUUAGAUAUAUUUAUUCCGAAAUGAGAGUUAAGAAUGAAAAGCAAAAACAAAAACGAAUUUUCAAAACUGUUCUGUCGUUAGAACGCUGGCCGAGGCCAUCAUUGAUUGCUGGUAAUGACCGAGGGCUAUUGAUUAUUUAUCAUUUAAAUUUUGUUAUCCCUUCUGGAAACCGAAGUCAUCCCGGAAUGGAUAUAGCAAUCGAGUUAGAUAGUUAUAAAAACAAACAAACAAAAAACAAAAGAUGCAAUAUGAUCAAGAAUUUAUAUAACAAAUAGAACGCUGAAAGUAUGAAACGCUGACGCUGACAGCUAACCGACG